AUGAAGCGCUCUAUUGCUGGCCUGUUAUCGCUUGGCCUUGCCUCCGUGGCAAGUGCCCAUACUUCAUUUACGACUCUCUUCAUUGAUCGAAAGAGUCAGGGAGAUGGUACAUGCGUUCGUACGCCUUUCGAUGGCGAGACGGCCACCGUUCCAAUCCGACCUAUUACCUCCGAUGAUAUGGUUUGUGGCCGUAACGGCACUGAAGCAGUGUCAUUCAUCUGUCCUGCAAAAAAAGGAUCUCUUCUCACGUUUGAGUUCCGCCUCUGGCCAGAUGCUCAAGCGCCCGGCAGCAUUGAUCCAGGCCAUCUAGGCCCUUGCGCCGUAUACGUCAAGAAGGUCGACGACAUGUUUACAGAAAGCGCCGCUGGUGCUGGGUGGUUCAAAAUCUGGGAGGACGGCUACGACCCAGUGACGCGCAAGUGGUGCGUUGAUCGACUCGUCGAGAACAACGGCCUGCUGUCCGUAAAUCUUCCUCGGGGGCUGCCCGCGGGAUACUACAUUGUGCGGCCUGAGAUUUUGGCCUUGCACUGGGCCGUCCAUCGCAAUGAUCCGCAGUAUUUUUUGGGCUGUGCACAAAUCUUUCUCAACAGCAAUGUUCAGGGCCCUCUUGAUGUCCCAAAGGAUCAUCUCACGAGCAUCCCUGGAUAUGUUGAUGCCACUACACCAGGCCUCACCUAUGACAUUUAUCGGGAGGACCUACCACCAUACCCAAUUCCCGGCCCAAAGGUCCAUGUCCCUCACGUCGAUGUGCACAGCGCCAUCAGGUACCCCAUCCCGGCGCCGAUGCUUCAGACGGCCGGCCUCAUCCCCCAAGAUUGCCUCAUAAAGAGCGCAAACUGGUGCGGUCUGCCCACUCCGGCGUACUCGACCCAAGAAGGGUGUUGGGGGGGCGUCAGGGUGUGCUACGGGCAGAGCCGGAAGUGCAGGGAGAGCUCGCAGACGGUUGGGCAGGCCAACUGCGACCGAUGGAGUCGGUACUGCGACACGAUGAAUACGCUGUGCGAGAGGGGCCAGUUCGUUGGGCCGCCGCCGUUUACUGAGAAGGAGGUUGUUGUGCCGGCGCCAGGAGAGAUACCGGCGAUGUGGAACGAUGUGUUUGGGAAGAAUGAGUAG
Messenger RNA from Trichoderma virens Gv29-8, 1113 nucleotides. Its product is annotated as glycoside hydrolase family 61 protein. NCBI's taxonomy places the organism in Eukaryota, Fungi, Ascomycota, Sordariomycetes, Hypocreales, Hypocreaceae. The transcript has 2 exons. The record is from RefSeq and is a predicted model, not a curated record. Bases 1 to 1113 code for a protein of 370 amino acids.